AUGGUGUUGUACAAGAGAAAACCGAUAAUGCUACCUGAUCCCAGGCCUUUACCGACAGAUUUGAACAUUUACGUUUGGCAUAUUGACGAGACUGGUGAAUGGUUCAUUACGUAUGAAGAAUAUUUGGAAAGAUUGGAUUUCUACACUCGUCACCAUUUCACUUGUGAGAUUACUGGAACUUCAUGCUUAACGUUUUUCCAAGCAUUGGACAGCGAAGAGACAGAGUUUAGAUAUGUUGAAGAAAGAUUCCCAUUAAAAUUGAGAGAGCCGGUUUCUAGAUUUUUGCAUUUUAACGGAAUUAAGAGAUUAGAUGCUCUAGUGGAGCAAGUUUACGCAAAGUUUAAAAAUGAUUUCUUCCCCGGUGAAGUUGUAUAUCUGCGCAAGAACAAUAAGGAACUAUCAGCAACUCCAUCUCAACCUUCUCCGCAACCUGAUGAUGGGGCUAACAAGGAGAAUGGUGAUUCUACACAUAUUCAAUAUCAAAGACCUUAUAUCAUCAAAGAAAAGGCUCAAUUCAAUGCAUCAAAGGAUCCAAACACGGGAGAAGUUAUCACACCUGCUCAUUCCAAAUACAUGCUUAUAGAAGAAACCCAAGGCAGUAAAUCAUUAAUUGCUGAUCAAUCACAACUAUACAGGGAUCGUACAACAUUUACCAAACACCUUAUUAAAUGCUUUUGUAAGAUUACUUUGAGAAGAGCUUCCACGAAGAUGGGGGCACCUUGGGCAGUCAAGGAAGAAUAUCUGCCGAUGUAUGGUUUAACUAUGGAUUGGCCUCCUGAGAUGUUGAAAUACAAGGACGAGGAACCCGUAGUGAAGCAAGAUGCUUCCAAGGGUAAGCGUAAAAGAGAAGAUGAAGUUGAGUAUUUACAAGGUGAAGAAGAGGAAAAUAAAAGAAUUGAAGAGGAGCAAAGGCUCAAACAUGAAGAAGAAGCAUCAUCUAAAAGGAAAAGGACAGCUGAAGAGGAAAGAGAGGAUUCUUUGGCACAAGAAAAUACUGCUCAAGUGAAUGUCAUUACAAGCAUUGUAGAAGAUCUAGUGUUACCAUAUCAGGGACCUCCGCAUGUUUUUGAAAAUUUAUACCAUUACAAUAACCUUUUGGAAAGUGUACCAGUUAACAGGAACAAUUCAUCUUUCAAGCCAUUCCGCGAGACCCAAAAACUUUUACAGGUGUUCCAGUUUUUAAGUACUUUUGCCCCCAAAAUGUGUCUGUCAUAUUUCAAUUUGGACCAAUUGAUAACAUCUUUAAAAUGCACCGAUCCAAGUGAAUUGAAAGGUGAAAUAGUAUACGUGGAGCUCUUAGAUCAACACGGUGAAUCUUCGUUCGCAGAAAAUGAAAGUGACUGGCAACGAAAUCCAAAAAUACGUGAAUUUAUAAAGCAGAGGGACACGGAAAGAGUUCGUCAUUACAUCGCCAAAGAUGAUCCAGCGUCCGACGAAGUUAUCGACAACGUUAAUCACAACGGUUGUGGGCUUCUAAUUGAAUGCAUAAGUGCUUUACUACGUCUUUUCAUUAAUGAAGAUGGUGAUUGGACAUCUUUGGUGAUGGAAGAAUGGCUAGACAACAAUGAUAUUAACGGUCAAGAAAAUUCUAAAACGGAUAAACAGGGCGAUGGUAGUGGUGAUGGAGACGAUGCAGAAAGCGAGUUUGAUGAUAUUAAUGAUACUUUAGAAAAGUGUCUAAAUUAUCGUAAUGUCGGUUGGGCAGAACGUUUAUCAAAGAGACAGUUUAAUAACCACUAUUGGACUUUAAUACUACUGGGUAUCUUCCAAGAUUGUAUGCAUAUUCCAUUGUACACCGACGUGAUUCGGGUAUUGGUGGAGAAAUUAGUACCUUCAGACAUAUCUGCCACACAAUUGCCCAAACAACUUUGGAGAAAUUUUUGUUUCCAAUUGUCUUUGGAAGAAAAAUUAAACUGCAUUUGGAUUCUAGUAGAUUUACUUUCCAAUUUUUCUGCCGAUAUCAAAACGGCUGUGGAGGAAUCAAUGGACCUUUGCGGUCAAAUACGUAGUGAAAGAUUCAGGUUUGCCAAAGAUCUCAAAGCUGAAACUUCCUAUCUUAACUUGCUAAAUGUGGACCUGCAGGCUUUGGAACAGGCCGGAACCGGGGACGAACCUGCAAUUGAGAGCCACAAGGCAAGGAUCGCAGUUCAAAUGGAAAAACUAGAACGACUUCAAAAGGAUAAAAAUUUCUUGGAUAAAAAAUUGAUGGAAAACGAUUUACAACGAUUGAGAACAUUGGGACUUGACAGGUACGGUAAUAGAUACUAUUGGAUGGAUCUAUGCGGUGUUCCUCUAGGCAAUGUGGAAAAUACCGAAGAUUUAAGUUAUCAUUCAGGAAGGUUAUGGAUACAAGGCCCCGCAGCUGACGCAGCAGAAUUUUUCUUACAAAUAUCGAAUGAUGAAUUGAACCAGUGGAAGAAACUUGCCGAAGAACAUGGUAAAGCAUAUGCCACUAAGGAAGUUUUCCACGUUUAUAAAACACCUGAAGGAUCCUACAGAUAUGUGGAAGGCGGUAACGAAGUUGAAAUAUGUGAUUGUAAUGGUAUCGUAAAUUCCUUGAUCGAAUUGAAUUCUAUUCAAAAGAAGAUCAUCGACGAGACCCCCGAUUGUCUAUUACUCUCAGAGGAUCAAUGGUACUCUGUGGACAGAGUGGAAGACGUGAGGAGGUUAAUUGAUUGGUUCGACAACUGGGGUCGUAGGGAGCAUGAUCUUUUGAAACAGUUUAAGACGAUGGAAGACACUUUGGAUAUCGUUUAUUCCAUACGUGACAAAGUGCUUCACCUAUUUGUCUAUGAUGAAGAAGAGGAGAGAUUAUUUAAAGAGUUGCAAGAAUACGAAUUUACAGAAGAAGAACUAAAUUUUGAUGCACCAGCGAAGGAGGCAAAUAACAAUAUCAAUGGUAAUAACGAUGAUGCUGAAAACAAUGAGAGAAACAACGAGGAACAACAAGAAGAUGAGGAGGAGGAAGGAGAAAAAGAUGAAGGAGAAAGAGAUGAAGAGGAGCUAGAAGAAAUUGCCGAAAAGAUUAUGAAAUUAGACGAUUCCUCAAAGACUAGAAAGAUUCUCAAUUCGAUUCAAGAACUCGAGGAUCGUAGAGAUGAACUAUUAGCAAAGAGACAAGCUGCCACUGCCGCUGAUGGCGAUACGACAAGUUCAGGCGGUGGGAAACUUCAAGCUCGUGCUAAGAAGAAGCGUCUCAAGAGCAUUCGUAACGAUAAGCUCAAUAAGCAGGCAGAAAUCUUAACCGACCUUCUCAAUCACAGACAUUUCGUUGCGAUGGAAGACACCAUAAGCUGGAAGAACCAACUCUCUACCAAGAUCCUGGGUACCGCUUUACGCAAGAAUGCCUCGGGUAAGCAAAAGAUCAAAAUUGUAGAAACAGUAGAUGCUAAAUUAAAAGAAAUCAUGGACCAGACUUCAAGGACAACCGCUGCCACCGCAACCAACUAA
Zygosaccharomyces rouxii is the source of this 3450-nucleotide messenger RNA. RefSeq lists its product as uncharacterized. The record is from RefSeq and is a predicted model, not a curated record. The transcript has a single exon. Bases 1 to 3450 code for a protein of 1149 amino acids. Lineage: Eukaryota; Fungi; Ascomycota; Saccharomycetes; Saccharomycetales; Saccharomycetaceae.